This is a messenger RNA of Hippocampus zosterae (dwarf seahorse), 1690 nucleotides long. Its product is annotated as Krueppel-like factor 2. Gene Ontology annotation, biological process: regulation of transcription by RNA polymerase II. NCBI's taxonomy places the organism in Eukaryota, Metazoa, Chordata, Actinopteri, Syngnathiformes, Syngnathidae. The record is from RefSeq and is a predicted model, not a curated record. The transcript is spliced from 3 exons. Gene Ontology annotation, molecular function: DNA-binding transcription factor activity, RNA polymerase II-specific; RNA polymerase II cis-regulatory region sequence-specific DNA binding. Bases 214 to 1347 code for a protein of 377 amino acids.
CGGGCGGAGAGUUGUUCACAUUCCACCCCUGCUCCUCUCGCUCGCUCUCCGCCUCCCCGUGGAAGCAGCAUCGCCACCUGACUCAGGGACACAUCAGCGCGGCCGGCCGGUGCGGAGUGACGCCACCGCGAACUUGCUCGGUGCCCGCACUCGGGAAAAUUUGACCAGUUUUGAUUCAUUUUUGACGAGUUUUGAUCGAACAAACAAAACAAGAUGGCCUCAAGCGGAACCAUUUUACCUUCAUUCUCCACUUUUUCCAUGCAGAAGGAAGAAGUUUGGAAGGGACCCCGAAAGGACGAUGAGGACUUGGAUACCUUUCUGGACUUGGACUUUAUCCUGGCGCACAGUGUGAGCGCAAACACUACAGCGUCCUCUGAGGCUGCUGCGGCCAACUCUUACCGGACUCUGGAAAGCGGGGCUCCAGGGUGCCACCAGCAGGACUACGCUUCCCUGCCAGACCUGGGCACCGCCACUCACGCGCCUCACCCUCCGCCACCAUACAACAGCCUUAUGACCGAGCUGCUUCAGUGCGACACGGAGCUCAACCGUUUCCAGUUUGUAGGUUCGGGCUCUGGCAUCCAGGGCGGCUUCUUGAUCAGCUCGGCAGCUUUCCAGGAGUCAUCGAGACCGGCUCUCAACUUGGGCCCUGCCUUCUCAGACUCCUUCCUGGAACACCCAUGCAUCAAGCCGGAGCCUGACUCCUACGGGCCUCUGGUGGGCAAUGUGCCGCAGACCUUCAGCAAGGUGAAGCAGGAGGGCAACGUGGCGUCGUGCGUCCACUCGCACCCACAGCCCCGCCUCGCUUGCUUGCCCCCUCAAGGCACCGGAAACCUGACACCACCCCUCAGCCCCAAUGAAAUGGCGACCUUCCCGCAGAACUUCAACCACCAGCAGCACCACCAUCACCACCUUCAGUUUCAGUUUUCCUCCGGGGCGCACUGUCACUUUCCCGCCUUGUAUGAGCAGCCGCAGCAGCAGCAAUGCGCUGUCAGGCAGUGCGCACUGCUGACUCCGCCCUCGUCGCCGCUGGAUUUGAUUGACAGCAAGCCGAGGAGAGGGCGGCGCGCCUGGCCCCGUAAGCGCACUGCCACCCACACGUGCACCUACACCGGAUGCGGCAAGACCUACACCAAGAGCUCGCACCUCAAGGCACACCUUAGGACGCAUACGGGAGAGAAGCCGUACCACUGCACGUGGGAUGGAUGCGGCUGGAAGUUUGCCCGCUCUGAUGAGCUGACGCGCCACUUCCGGAAACACACCGGACACAGGCCUUUCCAGUGCCACCUGUGCGAGCGCGCCUUCUCGCGCUCCGACCACUUGGCGCUGCACAUGAAGAGACACAUGUGAUGCACGUGCCGAUCCCGCAGACGGCACAAUAAAUCUAUUUUUUAUUUUUUAUUUUUGUAUUUAAAAACGUGUUGUCCUGAAUUAAAAAGUGUAACAAAUGACAAGUCAGCAGCACGUGAUGUUGGAGGGAGCUGGUACUCCUGCGACAUCAUGUCUGGCACGUGUGUACAGCUGUGGAUGCAAAAAUGACAGCAAGAAGACAAGGUUUUGUUGCAAAACUGCUUUUCAUGCAGCGUGACGGCGCCCCCCACAUGGACAGAAAACACUUUCUUGUAUAAACCAAAAGAAAAUGUAAAUAGUAAUAUUUUUAUGCACAUCAUUAAACUAAUAACAGAACAAACAA